AUGAUCAAUACUUGUGCUGCUACAACAAAAUUAAUUGAUAAAAACUUAGAAUUUCGACCUAUGUGUGUACGAAUACAAUCUAUUGAAAAUUUAAGAAACAAUAAGAUCGAUGGAUUAUGUACGAUUGAAGUUAAAAUUUGUGAAAUUGGUGCUGAAGUUCCAUUUACUUUUGAAGAAUCUGAUUUUAAAAAGGUACAGAAGCUUAAAAAAACAGUCGUAGUCGGUGAUAAGACUGGAGCACUAGAACUCACUUUAUGGGAACCAUAUUUUCAUCAAGUUAGAUUAGGUGAAUCUUAUCAAAUGAAACUUGUUAAAAGUCGUUUAAUCAAUUCUCAAAUAACAUUAUCAGCAGUUUCUGAUACAUAUUUUCUUAAGAUUGAAGAUCUUAGAAAUGUUAAAACAAAUGUUGAGGCGUCGGUUUCAACGACAUAUAUAUCGAAAGGUCAAAUAAUGAAAAUAUCAACUAAUCCGAAACAGUACCGAUGUCAAGCCUGUGGAAAUGAUGUUAUAGAACAAUUAAAUUCUUUUGUAUGCAAUGUCUGUCAAUCUCGUAUAGCAAAGCACAAUACAUCAAUUAAUAAUUUAUUAAAAAUUGUGAUUGUGACUGAUACACAUGAAGAAUAUGUUUUUAUACAUUUCGAAACCUACAAUCAUGCAAUUGUUGAAUGUUAUUAA
Molecule: messenger RNA, 675 nt
Organism: Rotaria sp. Silwood2
Lineage: Eukaryota; Metazoa; Rotifera; Eurotatoria; Philodinida; Philodinidae
Source: the annotation of a GenBank genome assembly